GGUCCAGGCUCGAGUUUCAAACUCUCCAUCCCUUGGGUGGUUGGAGAAGAUGGAAGUACCAUGGAAAUGGUUUUGAACCUUGCUAAGGGUUCUCUAAUAACAGACUGCCUAUGGAAUGAUCUUCUUACCUCCGCGUGGUUCGAUCUCAAACUGAAUAUCCACUAUCCACGUAAUUGGAAUUCCCUCCAAACAUGGUCCUUCGAUCUAACUUGUCAAGAGGCUGUUUUCUGCUUUCUUUUUUCUCAAAAGGCCUACUUUAAGGCCUUCUUCGAUGAUUGGUCGAGUGAUUCGCGUCCGGAUAUUCUCUAUUUCGUUCCCUACAUCUAUAAAUUCAGGUUCUUCGCCCAGCCCUUUGAACUCCGACUCUUGGCCAAUGAUUAUAAUUGGGUGACUCCUACUGCCGAAAAUUCAUUUGUCUCUUUCUGUGUGGAGAAAUUAAACUUUGACUUCGAUUCGCGUUUAAGUUAUACACAAUAUUUAUUUAUUUAUUUAUAUCAAAUGGCAGGCUUUAAAUAUUAUUACUUAUUUAUUUUAUGUAUUUAUUUAUUUAUAUCAAAUGGCAGGGAGAGGAACAUCAAACUGAAAAAAGUCGAGAUGGGUGAGGUGAGUACUGUGGAAGUGGUAGAAUAUGACACAGAGUGGGGUGAUGGUAGUCUGAAGUCAACUGCCGGUUAA
Molecule: messenger RNA, 675 nt
Organism: Rodentolepis nana
Lineage: Eukaryota; Metazoa; Platyhelminthes; Cestoda; Cyclophyllidea; Hymenolepididae
Source: the annotation of a GenBank genome assembly